GACCAAGCAUUGGUAACAUUCUCAGUAAAACUUCUAAUGUCUUAAUUUAAAUAACUCUGAUCAUCUGUAUUUGUAUAUUUCUCAGGUGCGCUGUGAGUACAGCAUGGCUAAUUUUAGUACUGGAGAUCGUAUGAGAAAACCAAAGGGUGACAGGCGAUCAACAGAGAUAUCUCUUGUUAUUCGUCAGACAAUGGAAGCAUGCAUAUUGACCAAUUUAAUGCCUCGUUCUCAGAUAGAUAUUUUUGUACAAGUUCUACAAGCAGAUGGAGGAACUCGAUCUGCAUGUAUUAAUGCUGCAACAUUAGCUCUUGCAGAUGCUGGGAUUCCAAUGCGUGAUAUUGUUACUUCCUGUAGUGCUGGAUACCUCAAUAGUACUCCUCUUCUUGAUUUGAAUUAUGUUGAAGAUAGUGCUGGAGGUCCUGAUGUCACUGUAGGCAUUCUACCUACAUUGGAUAAAGUUACUCUCCUUCAGAUGGAUGCUAAGUUACCAACCGAUACAUUUGAAGAUGUCAUGCAACUUGCUACUGAAGGCUGCAAGGCAGUAGCAAAUUAUAUUCGAGAAGUACUACUAGAGAAUACCAAGCAGCUGGAGUGUCGCCGAGGUUCAUAAUUGAUAAUUACAGUGGAAAAACGACAAGCCACUCAUUGAUUGCUGAUGCUUGGUGGGAGAUGGCUGAAUCUCAAUUGCAACAUGUUUGGAUAAAGGAAUGUAGAAAGAAUAAAAAGAGCACAUUUCAUUCUUUCUUUAGAUGCAGCUUCUUUGGUACUAUUUAUUUUCUCAAUACCUGCUUUUUCUUUCCAAAACAGAAUCUAUUAGGGAAUCCAUUGCAGGUCAAGCUUUCAUUUCUGUGAAUGGGAAUGUUGAAAAUAGAGAAUUAGGUGACAUGAUCAAAUCAUUUGUGGAUUGCAGAAGUGAUGUCUCCUUAAUUUAACAUUCGUCCCUUGCAUGCACAGUGGGAUCAUAGCAUUUUCCAUGCAUCCACCUUUCUUAUUGGAAAUCGUUAGUUCA
Messenger RNA from Pistacia vera, 1009 nucleotides. Its product is annotated as exosome complex component RRP41 homolog. The record is from RefSeq and is a predicted model, not a curated record. The transcript has 8 exons. Bases 104 to 610 code for a protein of 168 amino acids. Gene Ontology annotation, biological process: rRNA catabolic process; U4 snRNA 3'-end processing; poly(A)-dependent snoRNA 3'-end processing. Gene Ontology annotation, cellular component: cytoplasmic exosome (RNase complex); nucleolus; nuclear exosome (RNase complex). Lineage: Eukaryota; Viridiplantae; Streptophyta; Magnoliopsida; Sapindales; Anacardiaceae.